CUGAUAUUUAUAGCGAUGCGAAGGAACGUCGGGACGAUACGUCUCGCCUCGUGUCGAUCGGUUUUAUCCGUCCCUUCUCGGUACGCGCAGAAAGUGUACACGAGCGUGCACACGUUCCAAGAAUCGAACAAAGUGAUGCAACCAAGCGAUGCUUGUCUAUAAAUUUCUGUCGUUUAAUUUACUUGUCCAAUCCGCAAUCUCGCGCCGAGUAAAUUUAAUUAACGAAUCGUAAUGGAAAGUCGUUUAUAUUUUUUAUUUUCCUCUUUGUAUCGCGAAAUUAAUGACAAUUUUAUUUUCCCAAUUACGAGAGUCGUCGACAUAACGUGGUUUUUAGGGUCACGGCAUUCAACGGUUACGAUCGGCCGAGUUUGAUCGUCGUUUAUUUGCGUUUUUUUUUUUUUUAGGUUGGUCACGCUAUCGUUGUACGCGUAUUUCUUCUCCGCCUUGCUCGGCAGACAAUUUAUCGAGCGAACCGACGUCGGAGGCGGGAAAUACGAGGAGCCCGACAUGUAUUUCCCAUUUUUCACGGCUUUGCAGUUUUGCUUUUACGUGGGCUGGUUGAAAGUCGCCGAGGUAUUGAUCAAUCCUUUCGGCGAGGACGACGAUGAUAUCGAGCUAAAUUGGCUGAUAGAUCGUCACAUCAAGGCCGGAUACAUGAUCGUGGACGAAAUGCACGAGGAGCAUCCGGAAUUGUUGAAAGAUCAAUAUUGGGACGAGGUGGUGCCGAAAGAUCUACCGUACACGGUGGCGAGCGAGCAGUAUCGAAGGGAGGAGCCGAAGGGUUCGGCGGAGCAUUACAAGGUGAAAGACAGCGAUGCUCUGUACGCGAACGUGAUGCUGGGCACGCAGAUACACAACCACGUGCAGCAUCGAAAGACCCACCAGGACGACAUGUACGCCGAUUACGAAAGCGUGGACACACCGUUGGUCGAGCGAAGGAAAAAUUGGCUACAAAGGCAAAUCACCAGGAUGGGAUCCGUGCGUAGCUCUUCGACCACGUACAGCAGCGGCGGUGGUUUUUUCUCUAGAAAUCGUCACAACAGCGUUUACAGCAGCCCCGAGACAGGAGGUUUACCACAGACCAACAAUCCCAAUCUCAAGAUGUCCCUGUACGAUCGGCUGGUAGGGAGAAAAAGUAUACGAAGUCAAAGAAUGGGUCGACAAGGUACGAUGACGAAACUGAACACGGUGCCCGUCUCGUUGAAGAACCGUCCCCGCAUCCCGACCCCGGACGUGACGAAGGAGGUGGUGGAUCGGGAGCAGAGAUUGGCGUUGUCGGCCACGAACGCGGCCAACAUCGGCGCCGGCGUGGUCGGGGUGAUACCCGCCAACGGCCACUACCCCACCGACCUGCCCGUGGUCCAGGUGGUGCUCUCCCCGAUCCAAGAGGCGGAGGGGACCCCGGUGACGGGGAAGUCGGGGGCGGCGGCGUUGGCGCAGGCGGUCCUCUCCCCGACGUUGACGAGCGCGGGCCUGGUCGCCCCCGUCACCCUGACCCCGGUCACCGUCUCCCAAUUGACGCAGCUCGGCCUGGUCACGACCACGUCCGCGUCCAUGAUCAAGUCGACGGGGCAGGGCAGCGGGGGGGUGGCGGCGACCCUGACCGAGGUGAACAGCAGCGAGGAGGAGGGGUCGGGUAGCGGGAGCAGCAGGAGCGGGAGCAUCGGGGGCCAGGAGGAGCGGUGCACGCCGUUGAUCAGCCAGGACAGGGGCACACCCCUGAUCGGGGGGGAGAGCGGGAGCCAGGCGGGCAGCAACGGUAGCUCGCCAACGUUCGACAGCUACAACGACCGCUCCCCCAUCCUGAUGAACCCGGAGAAGCUGAGCUACGUGGUGGCGAGCGGCCAGGACGCGGGCAGGGUGGACCCGCGCGGCAGGCGGUCGGCCUCGUUGCCGGGCCCGCCCCUCGUCCAGUCGAGGGAGGACAGGAGCAUGUCCCUCCCGCAGUCGCCGGGCCUUCAGCCGAGGGAGAAUCGAGCCGCCUCGGUGUCGAGCGGAGCGGAGCAGGUGGACAGCCUGGUGGCGCGCGUCGUCGCCUUCCGUCCAGGGGGGGAGAGGCCAGACCGAGGACCAACAGCGUCGGCCACGACGCUCUCUGCGCGCCGCUUGCGAGCCAUCGCGGCCAGGAUCCAUCCAUCAGAAAGAUCAGCAGCGUGUCCUGCACGAACGCGUCCCUUUCCGCCGGAAAGGAGGUACGAUUCGUUGGAACGGACACCUAGAUUAGGCUUUAAGGAACGUGGAAUUAUAUUCCGCCACUUGAAAGACACGCCCAUGUCUUGGUUGAACGUGUUCGUCGCCGGCCAAUACCUCGGAUCGCUUCCAGCAAAGAAAACGUCGUCCCGUGAGAAGGCGACGCUCAUCUCAUCUCCGCGUACACUCUCGAUGCUCGUCCUCUUGCUCGUUCACGAGCAAAUAGGAGCGGCUCACGCGCCGUUAUUCGUGCCGAACUCUCCAACACGUAUGAAACGCUAA
Apis florea (little honeybee) is the source of this 2472-nucleotide messenger RNA. RefSeq names its product bestrophin family protein (gene Best2). The record is from RefSeq and is a predicted model, not a curated record. Gene Ontology annotation, molecular function: chloride channel activity. NCBI's taxonomy places the organism in Eukaryota, Metazoa, Arthropoda, Insecta, Hymenoptera, Apidae.